GCCCUGGCGGUUCCACACUUGUGCGCCAUACGCGGAUGAUUUAGGCCCCAUCUAUCGUGAAGGCGGCGCACUCCGACAGGCGCUCCGCGCCCGGCGGGCCGCUGUGGCGCAGCGCGGUGCCGAGCGACGCGCGGCCGCUCCCGCCCCCGGCGCUCGGCACAGGCGCGGCUGCGGCGCAGGCAGCGCCCGGGCCGGCCCGGCGGCGGACAUGCCUCUGGCCAAGGACCUAGUGCACCCCUCCUUAGAGGAUGAGAAGAGGAAACACAAAAAGAAACGUCUUGUGCAGAGCCCAAACUCCUACUUCAUGGAUGUAAAAUGUCCAGGAUGCUACAAGAUCACCACUGUCUUCAGCCAUGCUCAGACAGUAGUUCUGUGUGUAGGGUGCUCAACUGUCCUGUGCCAGCCAACUGGGGGCAAAGCCAGGCUCACAGAAGGCUGUUCAUUUAGAAGAAAGCAACACUGAACAGUUCAGCAUGUGAUUUUUGGAUCUGUGUUCCUGAAAGCCUUACCAGUUUAAAAAUGCCUGUUACAACAACAAUGUAAUUAUGAUUGAUUUUGUACAAAUUACAUGCUACUGCUGACUAAUCUGCUGGAAUCUCUUUUUCAAUAAAUGAUCUGAAGUGCAAGUUCUUCCUGUAAGGUUGCAGACAACCGAGCUCUAUUUUUAUAAGUUUGUUUGAACAGUAAAAACCUUGGACUUCCUGCAUCCUUCCUUGCUAAUCAUAAACUACAGCAGUGGAAUGCAUAUAGUGACAGAAACUGCUUUAAAAAUGCAUUUUGUGUAUUUUAUUACUGCAGCUACUGUAACUGCAAGGGUUGCAAAAGCUAGAUAAGAUUUUAAAUGGCUCAUUUGCUUUCAAUGUUGCUGUAGUCCCUCCCCGCUCUUGGGUAAUAUGGUGAUAAAUAAAAAUGAAAAGUUA
Messenger RNA from Onychostruthus taczanowskii (white-rumped snowfinch), 920 nucleotides. RefSeq names its product ribosomal protein S27 like (gene RPS27L). The transcript is spliced from 4 exons. The record is from RefSeq and is a predicted model, not a curated record. Gene Ontology annotation, cellular component: cytosolic small ribosomal subunit; ribosome. Gene Ontology annotation, molecular function: RNA binding; structural constituent of ribosome. The coding region runs from base 209 to 463 and encodes 84 amino acids. Gene Ontology annotation, biological process: translation; ribosomal small subunit assembly. NCBI's taxonomy places the organism in Eukaryota, Metazoa, Chordata, Aves, Passeriformes, Passeridae.